CAUUACACGGUUCUCCCUACUUACGUAAGCAAAGAUUUCUCAGGGUACCUGAUCUUGAUUUGCUCCAGAGUUACGAAAGGCAAACCGAAUCAAUCGCGACACUGCGGAGGGGAAAGUAGAGAGCGAGAGCAGCGGGAGGACAAUGAGGGGUUCCGUCAAUCGGCCACCGACGCCGGAAAUCGACGAUGAGCCACAGAAAGAGCCGACGCUUCAGGAAAUCAUCAACAUCAAAUUGAUCGAGAGUGGGGAGAAGGAAAAGCUGAUGGACCUUUUAAGGGAAAGGCUUAUAGAGUGCGGCUGGAGAGAUGAAAUGAAGGCGCUUUGCAGGUCGUAUGCUAGAAAGAAAGGAAGAAAUAAUGUUACUGUCGAUGAUCUUAUACAUGUUAUCACACCAAAAGGAAGAGCUACAGUACCUGACUCUGUGAAGGCUGAGCUAUUACAACGCAUUCGUGCAUUUCUCACAUCAGCUGCCCUUUAAUAAGAUUUUAUCAGUCUCAAUCUGUUGGGAUUAUGCGAUCAGUUUUAAUUUGUUGGCUUGGAUUAAGGCUUGGCUUUUUAAUACCAUUUUUCUCUCAGCAAUGUUUUUCAAAACUGUUGAAGGGAUCAGUCUGGAUAUAUUACAACAUAAUAAGACUCAUUCCCAGAUCAUUGAAGGGAACCACAUUUUAUCUAUAUAUCAGCUUGAGUAUUGAGAACAUGGUAUUGUACUUCUUUUAAA
Molecule: messenger RNA, 718 nt
Organism: Phalaenopsis equestris
Lineage: Eukaryota; Viridiplantae; Streptophyta; Magnoliopsida; Asparagales; Orchidaceae
Product: transcription and mRNA export factor SUS1
Exons: 5
Coding region: 143-478 (111 amino acids)
Biological process (GO): regulation of transcription by RNA polymerase II; positive regulation of DNA-templated transcription; poly(A)+ mRNA export from nucleus
Cellular component (GO): SAGA complex; DUBm complex; nuclear pore
Molecular function (GO): chromatin binding; transcription coactivator activity
Source: RefSeq, a predicted model, not a curated record